CUCGAAAGCCAAGACGAGGGGCGGGGGUGCAAGUGAUGGAACCCACCAGCAACCGCUCCAGCUAAACGCAGAGAGAACGGCCACUUCUUUCGGAUAACCGUUGAUAUCCACCCAUAAUAAGCGCUUUCUUUCCCAAAAAGAACACAAAGCCCUAGAGAGCCACGAGAAGGAAGACAACCAUGGGCAAAUCUAAGGAAUCCAAAUCCGCAGGGGCAAAGGGCGGAAGCGGCGGGAAGGCCGACAAGGCCGACAAAUCUAAUAAAAAAGGCGGCGGCAGCAACUCCAAGGCUGAAGGCGGCGAUGCUAAGGCGACCAAGCUCAAGGGCACGACCAUCAACGUCAGGCAUAUUCUCUGUGAGAAAUUCACAAAGAGCGAAGAGGCCAUCAACAGGCUGAAAAAUGGCGAGAAGUUCGAUGUCGUGGCAAGGGAAAUGUCCGAGGACAAGGCAAAAGCAGGUAAGUGACCGCAUUGUCGACGGUCCUACAUAAGGCGGUAAUGGGACACGCUCACAU
Thermothelomyces thermophilus ATCC 42464 is the source of this 513-nucleotide messenger RNA. RefSeq lists its product as uncharacterized. The annotation marks the transcript as partial. Gene Ontology annotation, molecular function: peptidyl-prolyl cis-trans isomerase activity. The record is from RefSeq and is a predicted model, not a curated record. Lineage: Eukaryota; Fungi; Ascomycota; Sordariomycetes; Sordariales; Chaetomiaceae. The transcript has 2 exons.